GCAUUUCAGUGGGAAAGCAUCCAACAAGUAGUAACCUCCCCGCAGGAGACACAGCAAAAGAGAGCGAGGAAACUAUUGGGAAAUGGUAUUCCACAUGCCCAGAUGAACUUGACAGGUGCAAAGAGAGAAGGAGAAGAAGAGGAGCACAGAAGAAUGGCAGGUCUCUGGGGAGUUUUGCUUAUUCUGCUGAUGGUUUUUCUGAUUCUGCACUACCUGAAACAGCUCCGUUUACACAGAAGCUACCCUCCAGGACCCUUCCCACUUCCGAUCAUUGGAGGACUGUGGCAGACAGGCAUCAGGCUUUCUCCAGACCUUCUCAUCAAGCUGGCUAAGCAAUAUGGAAAUAUUUACACCAUAUGGGUGGGCACUUCUCCUGUGGUGGUCUUGUCUGGAUUCCAAACAGUGAAGGAAGGGCUGGUCACGCAUUCGGAUGGUUUUUCUGGGCGGCCGGUGACCCCUCUACUCAAAGAAACGUUUAAAGCAAAGGGUAUUGUACUUUCCAACGGACACACCUGGAAGCAGCAGAGGCGGUUUGGUGCUGUUACUAUGAGGAAUCUGGGACUAGGGAAGAAAGGCAUGGAGCAUCAAAUAGAAGAGGAAGCCCAGCAGCUGGUGGAGAUUUUUGCACGUGCAAAGGGGCAGCCGCUUGAUCCUUUACUUCCCGUCACUAAUGCUGUCUCCAGUUUGAUAUGCGUUUUAUCUUUUGGAUAUCGAUUUUCACUUGAAGAUGAAGAGUUUCAGGAAAUGAUGGAAGCCGCUGAUUUCCUCUUAAAAUUUGGAGGAAGCUUUUUUCAUGGUCUUGCUGAAAUGUUUCCAUGGUUGAUGAAAAAGCUCCCGGGGCCUCACCAUAAGGCACAGAACUCUGCAAAGCUGGUGCUUUCGUUUACAAAGAAAGAGCUCAAGAAGCAUAAGGAGCAACAGUCCCUCCAUGAGCCGCGGGAUUUCAUUGAUUUCUAUCUACUCCAAAUAGAAAAGAGCAAGGAUGACCCCAACUCCACCUAUAACGAUGAGAACCUAGCACAGUGUAUUCUUGACCUCUUCAUAGCAGGCACUGAGACAACUGCCACUGCUUUGCAAUGGGCUCUGCUCCUCAUGGUGGUUUAUCCAGACAUUCAAGAAAAGGUAUACAAGGAGAUGGUCAGUGUUUUUGGUUCUUCCCACUCAAUCUGCUAUCAAGAUCGGCACAAACUGCCCUUUACCAACGCUGUGAUUCAUGAGGUGCUGCGUGCCAAAUUUAUGCUACCGGUUGGGAUCCCCAGACGAAGUGCGUCAGAUGUGACCAUGCAAGGUUUCACUAUUCCCAAGAAAACUAUGGUCAUUACAGAUUUGCGCUCAGUUCUCCUGGAUCCCAAGCACUGGGAAGCCCCUGAAGAGUUCAACCCAAGCAAUUUUUUGGACAAGGAUGGGAAUUUUGUAGCCAGAGAAGAAUUUUUGCCAUUUGGCGCAGGGGCUCGGGCUUGUUUGGGGGAGCAGAUGGCGAAGAUGGAGCUUUUCCUUUUCUUCACCAACCUGAUCAAGGUCUUCAGGCUCCAGCUGCCAGAGGGAGUAAAAGAACUGAGUAAAGAGCCACUCAUGGGCUUGACAUUUCAUCCUCAUCCCUAUAAACUCUGUGCUAUUCCUCGCUCCAGUCUAUCAUAGAAGCUAUGAAUAUUUAUAUUUUCAACAUGACCUGCUGUGGUUUUUUUGCUACUACAAAUCUGUCAUAUCUUUUCUGUUUAACUGAAGGAAGUCUCCAGGCUUCCAGAAAUUUAGAGAGUUCCGCCAUGAUGGUUAAGAGAGCCAAUGUGAUGUAGAGGUUGAAGCAUUGGAUGAUGACUCUGGAGG
Messenger RNA from Anolis sagrei ordinatus, 1824 nucleotides. RefSeq names its product cytochrome P450 2J2-like. NCBI's taxonomy places the organism in Eukaryota, Metazoa, Chordata, Lepidosauria, Squamata, Anolidae. Gene Ontology annotation, molecular function: heme binding; iron ion binding; oxidoreductase activity, acting on paired donors, with incorporation or reduction of molecular oxygen, reduced flavin or flavoprotein as one donor, and incorporation of one atom of oxygen. Gene Ontology annotation, biological process: xenobiotic metabolic process. Gene Ontology annotation, cellular component: cytoplasm; intracellular membrane-bounded organelle. The record is from RefSeq and is a predicted model, not a curated record.